This is a messenger RNA of Aspergillus fischeri NRRL 181, 1863 nucleotides long. Its product is annotated as GMC family oxidoreductase. The transcript is spliced from 7 exons. Gene Ontology annotation, biological process: secondary metabolite biosynthetic process. Bases 1 to 1863 code for a protein of 620 amino acids. Lineage: Eukaryota; Fungi; Ascomycota; Eurotiomycetes; Eurotiales; Aspergillaceae. The record is from RefSeq and is a predicted model, not a curated record. Gene Ontology annotation, molecular function: oxidoreductase activity, acting on CH-OH group of donors; flavin adenine dinucleotide binding.
AUGACCACUCUUCUCUACACUCUGUACUUCCUCCCCACGACCCUGGCCACCAUUGGCGUGGGUCUUUCUCCCAGCGGCGUUACGCAGCUGUUCGGCAAUUUAUUCGGCCAGCCCGGAGUGAAUGCCACCUAUGACUACAUUGUGGUUGGAGGGGGCACAGCGGGCAAUGCAAUUGCCGCACGACUAGCCCUGGACCCGGCCAAUUACUCGGUGGCAGUGGUCGAGGCCGGUUCGUUCUAUGAGAUCCUCAACUCGAAUCGUACUCAGGUUCCCGGUUAUGACUUUUACUCGGCGCUGGCCAACUUUGUGGGGGGCUCUCUCGAAAGCCUCACCAAUUUUGGGUUGAAGACUGCACCUCAAGGGGGUUACAAUGGUCGCGAGAUCAUGUAUGUUGCCGGCCAGACUUUUGGCGGAAGCUCAGCCUCGAACUACAUGGGAUAUGCGCGAGCCACCGUGGGCACGUUCGAUGAAUGGUCCAAGGUCGUCGGCGAUGAUUUCUGGUCUUGGGACAACGUGUACCCUGCGUACAAGAAAAGUUGCAACUUCACCCGGCCCAACUAUGACAAGAUCGACCCGUCCUUCAACAUAUCCUACGAUGCGUCGGCCUUUGAGAGCGGUGGAGGACCCCUGCAAGUAUCGUACGGCAACUAUCUCGGCCCAUACGGCCCGUACCUGGAAGAAUCACUCGACAAGCUCGGAUUCGAGCGGAUCCCAGGACUGAACAGUGGGCGGCUGAUUGGUUAUGCUACUAUCACGGCCGCCAUUGACCCCAAGGAAGCGACUCGCAGCAGCUCGGAAACCUCGUUUCUGCAGCUUGCGGCACAGAACUCGAAUAUCAAACUGUACCCACAAACGAUGGGUUCUCGGAUUCUGUUUGAUGGGAACAAGCGCGCCACGGGCGUCGAAGUGCAGACAAACUCGUUGAUGGCCAAUUUCAAGUAUCAUCUCAAUGCCAACAAGGAGGUCAUUGUCUCCGCCGGUACCUGGCACUCUCCACAGAUUCUACUGCUGUCUGGCAUCGGCCCAUCAGAGACUCUCCAGAAGUACAACAUCCCCGUAGUGGUGGACUUGCCCGGAGUGGGUCAGGGAGCGAGGGAUCAACCCUGGAUGGCCCUGUCGUACAAGGUCAAUGUGACCACUGGUACUCAAGUGGCUGCAGGUAAUACCGAGUUCUCUGCGGCCCGAGUGGAAGAAUAUCUGUACAACCAAACGGGUCUGCUCUCCAGCAUUGGAGGAGGCCAAGCUCUGGCAUUUGAGAAAUUCCCCGAGUCCUAUCGUCAAGAAUUCAGCCAGUCCACCCGGGAUUUCCUCAACACCUUUCCCCGAGAUUGGCCCGAGGUCAACUAUCUCUCCUUGGAAUAUGGCUCAUACCCGUCCGACCUGGGCCCCGAUGACAACUACCUCACCAUUGGCUCGGCCCUGCUCACCACCUCUGCUCGGGGCAAUCUGACCAUCCAGAGCUCGGAUAUUGCUGAUCCUCCGAUCAUCAGCCCCAACUGGCUUCUUGACGAGGGUGAUCAGGAACAGGCCAUUGCCGCUCUUCAGCGGAUUCGAGAGAUUGCUUUCAACAGUACGAUUGUCGAGGAAGAAUAUCUGCCCGGGCCCAAUGUGACGACUCGCUCGGAGAUUCUCGAGUGGCUCAAAAACAAUAUGAGUCUGAUCUACCACGCUACUUCGUCAUGCAAGAUGGGGGCUUCCAACGAUACCACCGCAGUCGUCGACUCGCGGGCCCGUGUGCGUGGGGUGACCGGCCUGCGUGUCGUCGACGCCAGUGCUUUCCCGUUUGUGCCUCCAGGAUUUCCCAUGGCCACUGUCUACAUGUUCGCGGAGAAGAUUGCCGAGUCCAUCCUCGAUGGUCAAUGA